AUGAAGUCAAAAGAAUGUUCAAUAUGUUUAAAUGGUAUUUCAAAGUACCGCUGCCCAAAAUGUGAGAUUAAAAUAUGUUCUAUGAGUUGUUCACGUCAACACAAAAUGAUAAAGUCAUGUUCUGGAAUGUUUAAUCCAGCAUCUUUUUUAAAUAAAAAAGAAUUGUUAACUAUUCAAAGUUUGGACCGAGAUUACAACUUUUUAUCAAAUAUUGAAUCUUGUUUGGAUAGAUGUGUUAGAAAUAGAAUGAAUUUGCCGUCUAAAAACUAUGCUUUACGGCUUAAAAAAACUAUUGAAAGAAAUGGAAUUCAUUAUUUUAUAUCUCCCCGGGGAAUGAGCAGAGCAUCUCAAAAUAAGACAUUCUGGGAUCAAAAAAAAAAGAAGCUUUUUUGGACGAUAGAGUGGAUUUAUAUAAAAAAUGGAUCAAAAAUAUCAAAAAUUGAACAUAAAAUCCCAUCUGAUGAAGAUAUUAUGAAAGCAUAUAAAAAUUUUAUUCAUAAAAGAAAUAUUAAAGAAUUACUUGAUAUAGAUGAUCAAAUAGUGGAAUUUAUGAUAAAAAAAGCUAACUCUCCAGCAAAUAAUCCUAUUUUUGAAACAAUAGAUAAAAAUAAGCCUUUAUUAGAAAGUUUUAAAGGAAUGACUAUUCUAGAAUUUCCUACUAUUUAUAUUACAAUUAAUGAAGAUAAAAAUGUAACUUCAAUGAUUCAAGAGGAAGUAAAAGAAAAAAUACAGAUUGAAAAGAAAGUAGAUUUUAAAAUAAAUGCUAAACAAAAUGGAAUUGUUGAUUAUGAUAGUGAAGAGUAGGGCAUUAACUUAUAUUAUCCAACAAAAAUAGAUUCUAUUUUUUAUUUUUUAAAUAUAGAAAAACU
Molecule: messenger RNA, 869 nt
Organism: Pneumocystis murina B123
Lineage: Eukaryota; Fungi; Ascomycota; Pneumocystomycetes; Pneumocystales; Pneumocystaceae
Exons: 4
Coding region: 1-804 (267 amino acids)
Biological process (GO): maturation of LSU-rRNA from tricistronic rRNA transcript (SSU-rRNA, 5.8S rRNA, LSU-rRNA); box C/D snoRNP assembly; snoRNA localization
Cellular component (GO): pre-snoRNP complex; nucleus
Source: RefSeq, a predicted model, not a curated record